UUUAAAAAAAAAAAAAAAUCUUUUUAAUAUUUACUGUACGAGGCCAUAAAGGAAGAGUUGAAUAAUAACGGAAAAAGAGAUAAGGAAACACGGUCCCUGGGUCGGGUACCACAAACCCGGGCCGUAGCGUUACGUCCACGUCUUCCGCCGUCCCAUCAAUCGAUUCAACCCGAGAGUCGCAGUCUCACAGAGAUACAAAAACAAAAACAAAAAAAACACAAAGAAACAAAAAUACUGAGAUCCAAAGAACAUGUCAAAGACAGAGGUCCAGUUGUUAAAAGACAACAGCAACGACAGGCCCAUCACGUUAAUGGAGACACAUGGGGGCCCAUCCCAGCUAUAACCCCGCCCAAGCCCCAAGAGCCCACAUCCCCUCCCCCUGUUGUCUUUAGCUGCCUGGCCACGUCGACGGUUCACGGGGCCCACAGAACGCCACCACCUCAAGCAAGCAAUCAGGAAGCACAGAGAGAGAGAUGGAGACACUCUUAGAGUAAGAAAAUGUUGCUGUCAAUUGUCAUAAGUCGUGUUGACAGUUUGUAUCUGUGUGGUACGAAGAACAUCGUUUAAGUCAAUGCUAGUAUUAAUGAAUUUAGUCGGUAUUCAACGUUUUAUAUUGGAUUUUUGGUUAUGAAUUCACGACUUAGUUAAGAAUCUGGUUAGGUAGUGUAAGGCUUUGGUUGAUUCCUUGUCUCAUGGAAAGAUAUUUUUGUUGCAGAAGGGAGGUCGACGCUUCUAGGUAUUUGAAAUGUGAUACAACUACGAGUAGUAUAUGAGGAACGCACGUAUGACGCGUAUACGAUAUUUUGUUUUUUUUGCAAAGUUAUAGUUUGUUUAUAUUGCGCAUAUGAUGAGAUUAGAAAAAUGAUUGGACGAGAUGAAGGCUAUUAGUUAUAUAGCCUGGUUCCCCUCAUUCAAAAUCUAGGUUUCAUCAUAUGUAAAGAAGUUGUUCCAAUUUCUUAUUUUCAAUCAGUUCUUAAUCUGAAUUUAAGUUAUGCCGGUACAUGAUUUGAGCAUUCAGUAUGUCCGUUUACUAGAUGUUUUAAUUCUUAACUAGUGUCAGUGCCUCGCAUGCAUGGACAUAUGACAGUAUAUCGGUUUAGAUACUGCAAGACAAUCCGAAUCACAUGAAUACCAGCCCUGUGCGCGCUUUACAACCUGAAUCAUAUCCUUUUUUUUCACACUCAUGUAGGAUCAUUAGCAACUAACAAAACCCAAGAUAUUUGAGAAGAUGUCAUUAAUAAGAACCAAUUCUAAAAGCCUAGAAAAGGGACGUGGGAGGGAAGGGAGGGAAAGGGCAUUAGGAGUUGUCUUUCACUAAUCAAGGUUAGGUUUGGUGGGGGAUGUCCCAUUAGGCUAACCAUAUUGCUCUUCAUGUUUUGCCAAAAUUAGGGGCUAAUCUCAUUGGGUUAGGCCUUAGAUGUUCGUUCUGCCUAUUGCCAAAGAAGAAAUUAAAGCAAGUAGUGGGGGUUGUAGAAAGAAAGCAAGCAUUAUGUGUAAUUAUUAGGACCCAAAGAACGUGUUGUGUUUGUGCCCUCCACAAAUUAUCACUAAAUAUGUGGACCGGUUUAAGGACCACAUUAUAAAUAGAUAUAUAGAUGGCCCUAUUAAGUGUUAUCACAAGAAAAAAAUAAUGAAACAACAAUGGAACAUAAGUACAUCACACCACCAUUUGUGGUAAAUUUGUUAUCCACCUCCCAUUGUUUCUUGCAACCAUCUCUAAAUUGAGUGGUAACUACCAUGUUUUCUAGAUCCCUUUUCAAUUUUUUACCCUCUUAGUCCUAAUCGAUUAACUAGCUUUCUUAAACGCUAUCAAGAACUCGCGAUUCUUAGAGUAUGUAUAAAAAAAAGAUCGAGAAUUUGUUGUAUGAUUGUUGAUUAAUCUUUUAAAAAAAUGAAUUUCACUUAAGAAAUACCAAUCUUAUCCUUGUCAUACCAAUUUUUUUUUUAAUUAGCAUGUUAUUGAAUUACAAUCCUCAUCUUCAAUUUCCUCUUUUAGGAUUUUAUAUCUCUAUGAAAAUCACAUAAGAUUCAUACUCAAACAUCUUUCAAUACAACUAAUCGUUGAGACGAACUGUACUUGGGGCAUGGUCUUGGAAUCCUCGACCGAGACGUCCUUUGUUCGAAUGCUCGUAGCUACACAAAAUAUAUAUAUCGAUAGGUCCUCCGAUGUAAGUAUCAAGUCCACUAGUUGUCUCUCUUUCGUCAUAAAAUAUGUAUUAUAUUGAAUUGGUAUGAUAUCGAUACCGAGCUACUUUCAUUUCAAAGCCACUCGAAAUGAAAUCAGGUCGAAGAACGGGGUACCCCACUUUGUCACCACAACAUUAUCAGCCCCAGUAACAGUUCACUAGUUGGAUUAACGACGAGUAGUAAUUAAUGUCAUUUGGCUUCUCAUUAGCGCUUUCAUACAAACAACCCAAGUGGGGCGUUAACAUCAAUUCCAAUUCCCUCUUUUGACUUGGUGAACGCUACACUACUUCUGCUUAAUGCUAUGAAGAGGAAGGCCGGAAGGUAAUUAACUGAUCGAUCGAUUAACAGGUCGGCAUUCCGGCCUUAUUCAAUGGUAUCAUAUGGAACUAGAAGUGGUCAAAAAAUUUAACCUUUUGGGAUAUGAAAAAGACGAGGUAGGGAAAAGGGUUAAUUAAUUAGGCCCACUAAUCUCCAGCAAGCCAAACAAAACCUCAGACCACAAAAACAAAACCACGUUAACGUUGUGAUUAAGGAUUAUGAUGUGUGUGGGUUUGGAUUGGUUAUGCUGUCCUUGGCCGGCUUCUGAUCGCCGGCGACCGCAAGAGACGGCAGAAAAUGUCGACGGACGUACAUUGUUAUACCCUACUUUUUAUAUGUACGUUGGUGUGCAUGCAUGUCCUACAUGGAUCCACCGUCAGUUGGAGAAGGUACAAAUUGGAUGUGGACUAAAAGGGUUCUUAGUUUACACCGUCGACAAUCAUGUUUUUUCGUGGUUUGAUUUGGUAAAAUAUAUAUGGUGAAGGACAUUAGAUGAAACAAACGAUUUGUCUUUUUACCAAAAAAAAAUUCAAUUCAGUGCGCGCUACAAAGUUCUUGACUCAAUACGAGAAUGAAUCGAAGUUUUUCGUGGUUUGAUUCGAGCUAGGCACACAAAUCGAUUAACUAGUAGCCUCUCGUACAUAUAGGAGGUGUUUCCACACAAUGUGUCAUUGACGAAAAUAAAAUUUGAAUCAGAAAUCGAAGGUGUAUUCGUAAGGGAGAUUCUUUGAUGAACUUCUCCCAACAACUCGAGUUGUUGAAACAAGUUGGUUUUGGAGACAAAUUAAUUGAUGCAUUUCUCGCUGGAUCUUAUUGCAAGUUGUGGACACUUUUAGAUCCGAUGAGAAUCAUGCAAGAUUAUUAUCGAAAGUGUCACUAAUAUGAAAACGAGAUUGUAAAAUCAAACCAUCCGAACCUAAUAUAUAAUCCACCACCACUUACAUGAAACUAAGGGUUGCAUAAAAAAAUAAUGGGUUUCUUUGUGAAAUAGAUUUAUUGGGUGAGUCCAAUAUAUCGCCACCAAAGAUUGUUGAACCGUCACCCCCAUGAAUCCAAAUAAAUAAAUAAAUAAAUUUCUCAUCCAACAAAUAUCGGUUUUUUUCCGUUUAAUUUGUUUUGGUUCAAAAAUUUUAUUUAUUUAUCAAAUAUAUGAAGUCGCUCUCAUCUUCCUGACAACAUAAUCGAUGGAAUUGGUUGGGUGUCGGUAUACAUGUCCAUUCUUCACCAACCAAACCACAUACCUUUGCCUUGUUUGAGAUGAUGUGAAACUCUUUUCAUUUUCUGAUUUCUGUCCCCAUGAAAUGAAAUUUCAUUCUAAAAUAUUCACUUUACAUCUCCUAUCAUAUCUAAUCGUUUAAUUGGUUGUUCAAUUGAGAUAUGGAAUUCGAAAUACAAUCAUUCUUAUAUUGUAAGUGUUGGAUUAAUCCCAACUUUAGGAAGACUUGAUAAUUUUUCAUAUUCAUCAAUAUAGUUAACUCUUUAGACUAAUAUUCAUGUGCGUUUAAUGGAAAGAAAAAAAAAAAAAGAGUUUCGUUCAUGAUUCACAAGUGUUAAUUGAGGUAUGAUGGUUCGUGGCUCAAACGAGCAUAUGUUAAGUCGAUGUCAUGGUGUCCUCCUCAUCCCUUUUCGGUUCCCUUUGGUGCAGAGCUUCUUGUAGAACUGUCUAUUUUUUGUUUGUUUGUUUGUUUGUUUGAUGAUGUAUUAAGCAUGCGUGUACACAUAACAUAUGUAUUUUAACAAAUUAUAGUUCAAUAAUUUAGUAAUUAAAUAUAUUUUAUAUCAUUUUAAAUUAUAAAAUUAAAAAAAAUUUAUUACUUGCAUCAAAAUUUUAGACAUACUUUUAAAUAAAUAAUAGCAUUCAGAUGAAAUACAUAAAAAAUACCAUAUAACGUAUUAAUACGGUAUCGUAUACCCGUAUCGCUUUGCCGGAGUCCACACGGUUACUGCGAUUCCCAAACUUCUCCCUCCGAUUUGAUUGCCCUUUUUUUUCACUGUCCGCCCCAAUCUCGCGAUACAACGUUGACGAUCCAACCAAAAUACCGCCACACGACAACAAAGACGAGAACAACAAAAAAAAAGAAUUUACCCGCCUGUUGUUACCUUACCACAGUAAAUAAGUCAGUCUCAUACAUAAAUUCCUUAUUAUUUAUUUAUUCAUUAUAUUUAAGGAUUAGGUUAGAAAUAGAAUAGCGCUUAUUUAGUAUAUUGUUUUGUUUGUUUGUUUGUUCUUCCCGUUUGGAGAGAGAGAGAGAAAGAGAAGAAGAAGGAAGAGAUAAAAAGGGGUGGACCUGUGAAGCCAGAGCAGAGGGGAGAAGAAGAAGAAGAAAGAGAGCAAAAUCCAGAAGAAAAACAUCUCUCCCUCCCUGCAAACAGACACACAGAGAAAAGUGGCGGAGACAUAGAGAUUCACAGAGAGAGAGACACUGUGGAAUCGCGAAUUCAGCAGUGGAAGAAGAAGAAGAAGGGUUAGUGAAUCAAAUGGCUUUUUGGAGCAUCUUUACAGUGGCUGACUGUUGAGAACUGAGAAGAAAGAGAGAGAGAGAGGGGAGUGUGGAGGUAUUGAUGCUGCCUGCCUGGUAAAAUUGUAAAGCGUUCAGUCAGUGGAGAAGUUGCAGCAGUGCUUCUUCUUCCUUCUAUUUUUUUUCCUUUCCCCUGUUUUUUCCCCCUCUUUUUCCCUUUCUUCUGCCACUGUCCGAUCGCUCCCCCGAUUAAACAAGUGUUGUCUCUAGUGCUGUCUUUACUGUGACUACUGCAUGAAAUCGAAAUCCCCCACUCUCCAUUUCUUCAUCACCACUUAUCUCUCCACCUUUUGGUUUAAUUAAUUGGGAGAGGCAAACAAAAAGCUCCUCCUCUCUGUAGCACAACUGUACUCUUUCUUCUUCCCCUAUCCUUUUCUGUUCAGUUUCGCUCCUUGUCUGAUUCAGCCCCAUUUUGGGUUAAUGUGCAGAAAUUUUGCAACCAAACUUCUUCUUUAGCGCUUUUGGGUUGUGGGGUUUUUGUAGAAAUGUUUGGGAUUUUGUUCCUUUACCCCCAAAGGAGCAAUCUUUUCUAGUCUAGGCCUUCCCUCUCUUCUUCUGCAACUCUUCCAACUUCUGGUAAUUGCUGUGAUUUUCGGUUUCCCCAAUCUGGGUUCUUUCCAUUUGUUCUGGGUUUCUGAUUUUUGUUUCAUUCCCCCAAUUUGCAGAGCAGAGAAAUCGGCGGGUAACUGGAGAGGAGAUUUUUAACUAUUGUGUUUUUGGGAGCAAAUGAAAGAGUUGUUGGAGAAGAGCUUGGAUCCACAGCUAUGGCACGCUUGUGCUGGAAGCAUGGUUCAAAUCCCACCUAUCAACACUAGAGUCUUCUAUUUCCCACAAGGCCAUGCCGAGCACUGCCAAUCCCCCGUCGAUUUCCCCUUCUCCGCGGCCGCUACCAAAAUCCCGGCCUCCAUCCUCUGCCGCGUCGCCGCCGUGAGGUUCCUCGCCGACCCGGAAACCGACGAGGUGUACACCAAGAUGAGCCUCGCUCCCCUCCCCCAAGACGAAGCAGAGCUCGAAUUCGACGACGAAAUCGGUCUCGGCAGCGGCAAUGGCAGCAGCGGAAUCCAAGAGAAACCGGCUUCCUUCGCCAAGACUCUCACCCAAUCGGACGCCAACAACGGCGGGGGAUUCUCCGUGCCGCGUUACUGCGCCGAGACAAUCUUCCCCAGGCUGGAUUACACGGCGGAUCCUCCCGUUCAGACGGUGAUAGCUAAAGACGUCCAUGGCGAGGUGUGGAAGUUCAGGCACAUCUACAGGGGAACUCCCAGGAGGCAUCUGCUGACUACAGGGUGGAGCACGUUUGUGAACCAGAAGAAAUUGGUUGCCGGAGAUUCAAUCGUGUUUCUCAGAGCUGAGAAUGGAGAUCUCUGCGUCGGUAUUCGCCGCGCGAAGCGAGGGUUUGGCGGCAGCGGGCCAGGUUGGUCCUCAUCUUCCUUUCCCCAAUCUGGUUGGGGCAUUAACGCAAACACCAACGGGGCAACAACUGGGAUGGCGAACCCGUACAGCAGCUUCUCGCUGUUUCUUAAGGAAGAUGAAAACAAGGCCGUGAGAAAUGGUGGGAAGGGAUCGACCGCGGCGUCGGGGGCGGCGACGAAGGUGAAACCGGAGGAGGUUUUGGAGGCGGCGAGAUUGGCUGCGAGUGGGCGGCCGUUUGAUGUGUACUAUUACCCGCGAGCUAGUACUCCGGAGUUCUGUGUCAAGGCUGCUUCGGCUAGAGCUGCGAUGAGAAUUAAUUGGUGCCCUGGGAUGAGGUUCAAGAUGCCAUUUGAGACUGAAGAUUCCUCCAGGAUUAGCUGGUUCAUGGCUACUGUAGCUUCUGUUCAGGUUGCUGAUCCCAUUCGCUGGCCGAAUUCGCCAUGGCGCCUUCUUCAGGUGACAUGGGACGAGCCAGAGCUGCUGCAAAAUGUGAAACGAGUCAGCCCAUGGUUGGUUGAACCGGUUACAAACAUACCAAUGAUCCAGCCAUCAGCUUUCUCCUCACCACCAAGAAAGAAGUUUCGGUUCCCAGGAGGACCAUUUGACUUCCCACUAGACGGCCAGUUUCAAUUGCCGUCGUUUUCAGGCAACAACAACCCCCUCUCGUCCAGCAGCAGCCCAUUGUGUUAUCUUGCGGAUAACAGUGCACCUGCAGGCAUACAGGGAGCCAGGCAUGCUCAUAUCGGGGUAUCUUUAUCCGAUCUCCACCACCUUAAUCACAACAAACUCCCGCAUCCAUCAUCCGGGGGACUAUUCCUACCCAAUCUCCAACACUACAAUCCACCACCACCACCACCACCACCUCUACAAUUUUCUAGAAUCUCCGAGAGCAGCAAUGAGACGGUAUCUUGCUUGCUAACUAUUGGCCAUGGCAACUCCAGUUCUUCUUCAAGCCUCGAGAAACCAUCUGCUUCACAAGAGAAGAAGCCGUUCUUCCUCUUUGGUCAAGCGAUACUCACUGAACAGCAAAUCUCCCACAACCAUUCCAGUGAUUCCAUCUCGAGGAGUUCGUGCGACGAGAUGCAAAUCUCGUCAUUGGAGAAGUCCUCUAGUGCUAUAUCCGAUGGCGGCGGACAUAAUUGCAAGGUGUUCAUAGAAUCUGAAGAUGCAGGGCGGACAAUCGACCUCACGGCCUUCGCUUCAUACGAGGAGCUGUACAGUAGGCUGGCACACAUGCUUGGAAUGGAAAGGGCCGUGAUACUGAACCACGUUCUCUAUCGAGAUACAACUGGUGCUGUCAAACGAACCGGUGAUGAACCAUUCAGUGUGUUCUCGAGGACUGCAAGUAGAUUGACCAUACUGAUAAACCCUGCUGGGAAUGACAGUGCUUCCAGGACAUGGAUGACGCGGAGCGCUGAGAGUGGGUUGGAGGCUUCAAACAAGAGAGGGCCACUGAGUAUAUUCGCCUAGAUGAUGAAGAAACAGAAGAAGAAGAAGAAGAAUAAGAAUCCUUUGGAUCUUAGGAAGGAGCUGUUAUUAUUAUAAUGAAUGUGUGAAUGUUAUGUAGUUAUGAAGCCAGAGGUUGACUGUCCUUUGCUGUGGUUGUGGAACAUGUUCUUGUCUUGUUGACUUUCUUAAGCAGAAAGCUGUAAUGUACUGGAAUUCUGAAACUUGCUUUAAGGUUUAAUGAAUGCUGUGUCUUCUUUUGUUUAUCAUUAUGAGCAGAGAUUGCAAAUCGCAGUGAGAUUCAGAGUGUGCCAAACUGUGGGUCGCUUUUUAAUUAUUUUUAUUAUUAUUAUGAUCAUUCAUUUUUGACGUAAACCGCGGUCUAGACCAGAUCAGACCAAGAGAUAAAAAAAUAAAAUAAUACAGAUCAUGAACCAGAUCAGACCAUACUUAACGGUCUACGGUCCAGACCAAACUGUACAGUACGGUUUGGACCACGAUUUUUGUAACAAUCUGGUUUAUUUUCCCCGCCCUACAGCUAGCAAUGUUUAUUAAUGCUUGGGAAGUGAUUUAUGAAUUUCUUUUUAUUUAGGAAUUUUUAAUUGUUAAUUUGGAAGUGUAAUUAAUUAUUUGCGUGGGAAUGGGGAAAGAAAGGGGAGGAUCCAAAUGUGGGAUGGAAGGCAUGGGGAUUGGAGCGAACCCUGAAAACAUGCUCCGCCCGGGUCGGGCCUGUUGACUAAUGGCUUUUAACUGGCUCCCCGCUCCCAUUACCCAACCAAUUUUUUGACCCGGUCUGGGUUCCUGUCCGGACGGGUCCGUUGUAGGUCCGGCUGGCCUUCUCUAUUAAGUACGAAAAAUGUACAAGCCCACCAACAUUUGCCUUUCAUUUCAAUAUUUGGUCAUUUAUCUGUUUACAAUAUCGAACGUUAAAGUCAGACUUAAAAAUUCGUCUUCCGUAAACUAAUUUUAGUCGUUAAUCAUCAAAACGAAGUAGACGGCAUUUAUUAAGUCGAUAUGGUACAUGAUACUACUUGAUUGACAAACUUUCGAUGUACGGAUCGGUUUGACCGGUAUGAUUCCGGACUGCAUUGUUUUCCUGAAGAAAAAAAAAUUAGUUAUAAUAAUAAUGCAAUAAUUAUGGCAAUGAAGUGAACACGUGGGAAAGGGAGCCAGGACCAACUCGGAAAACAUGAGGCACGUGGGGGGGUUUCCAACUCUAACGCCGUUUUGGUGGCCGGGCCUGCCCGUGUGCCGUUGCUGGCCCUUUUCUUCCGGUCGGUUUUCUGGGCUUUUUAGGAUUUUAACGACGACACCCUUAGAUUAAAUUUAAAACACACUCCUUAAUCCCAAUUUUAUCAGUUAUUACGUGUAAUAGCAUUGAUGAAUAUUAUUUGUGGAUUUAGAAAUGAAAGUCGGAUUAGGAAAAGGAGAGUAGAGGACCGGCGGCCAAGGGCUAAGGUGAAAGAAUUCAGUGGUGUUACUUGUACAAAAAUAUGUACAUAAAAAAUUAGAUUCGAACGCGCACCAUUAUCUCUGAAGUUCGUCUAUUUUAUACAGGCAAACACUCGACCACCACAAUGUCUGCUGAUGUAAAUCUAUUGUUCGGUUGUUCCUCAACUUCUCUAGAAAUACAAUGUUGCUAUUUAGGGAUUGGGCAUAUAAUCUGAUUUUGAUCGUAUGAUCUCUCUUAAAAAAAACCUAAGGAAGAAGCUGAACCGAUUGAGAUAAUGAACACCUGAACUCAAUUGAAAUUAAUGUAAUACAUGUUUAAUCGACGUUGGUGUUUCGUCUAUCUUCUACUUUUGUUCAAUUCAUUUUUAGAAUUGAUUCGAUUCUGAACCAGACCAAAAUAUAUCCACCCUGAAAUGAUAUGAAGGGUUGGGUCCAUCCAAUGAUUUUUUCCCCCCCACUUGGUUGGCCCAUGUAGCCACCAAAUAUAGUUGAAUGAAUCAAUAAAAUACAAUAAAUUGC
This is a messenger RNA of Linum trigynum, 9854 nucleotides long. NCBI's taxonomy places the organism in Eukaryota, Viridiplantae, Streptophyta, Magnoliopsida, Malpighiales, Linaceae. The record is from the annotation of a GenBank genome assembly.